GUCACUUUGGACCAAAGGUACCUACUUUGCUGUCACUCUCAAGGUUCGCCUGUUCAGAAGAAAAAGAGCUUGAAUUAAGUGUAAGAAAAUUACAUAAACCGUCGUUAAGUCUUUUCCAUCAGUAAAGAUUAGUCGAACGUGAGCACAAUUCCCGGGCUGUCGUGUUAAUAAGUACAGAUAGAUUAACGCGAACGAACGUGCCAACAAGUGGAACAAGUUGUACUAUUAUUCCGCCAUGGACGUGCUGAUAAACGUUAUCAACCAAAGUCAAGGAAGGGACCGCAUUUUCAGAGCAACCCAAUACGCCUGUGCUGUGUGUGCUCAUGUUCUCCGAAACAACUGUGAGCAAAAAGACCUUGUGGACAAACUCAAGAGUCUGGAAGCCAACUUGAGUGCUGGACGAAAGUUGUUAAGGCUGGGGAAUGCAGUAAAUGCCAUUGAGGCUGCCAAGCGAGCUGUACGACUCUCAGACCGAGUGCUUUGCCUCUGCCUUACUACGGCCAACAUCAACCGUGCGCUCUACUUUAUCUGCGACAACGCACUCUGGGCGAGGAACGCGGGCCUCGUCCGAGGUAUCGACAAGGAACGCUGGAGCGCUAACGCCUCCCGUUGCUACCUGCUCUCGCUCAUUACGAGCCUGACCAGAGAUGUUUACGUCAUCUCCCAGUUGAUGGUGCACAGAGCGAGAGAUCAGCACUUCAGGCAGAAGAUGGAUGCGCAUCUCAACCAGAGUCCUGAAGUAGUUGACGUCAUAGUCCCUCAGUUGGAUGCUUUUCUCUUUCUGCUGCUGCACAGCUUAAAGUCGCAGCCGUCUGUCUUCUUGGACACCAUCAAAAACAUUUGUGAUCUGUCCCUGCCUCUGGACAAAUUGGGCAUCUACAGGUCAAACGCUGGGGUGGUCGCCUUUUGUGGCCUCGUAUCUUCAUUGAUCGGGAUUGUGACGCUCAUACAACCCAAGCUGAGAAUUAAACCGUGAAGACACAUUCCUCCAUGGCUUAAACUACUGCAGAGUUGAAUAAUUACUCUCUGUAGUAGUCAUGCACCUUGUACACAUAGAGAUCAGACAAUUGGUACACCUUAAAUGGGAUUAUUUUCCACAGCAUGGUACCUACUCGACUCUAUAACGUGUUCCUGUUAGCCAAAGCAGGUACUAUCAGGUACUUUUUGUAGUACCUGCACUGCUUGGGUUCCAAAUGGAUGACUGGUAAAAACCAAUGCUUGUUGCUCAUUAGUUGAGCAAAUUUUAAGCAGGGGUGUCCCAACUGCAGCCUGGGGGUUUAUUUACACACAAUAUAAAGCAACACCUGCAUUUGAAAAUAAGGGAAUUUUUCAGGAAAAAAGAUAAAUUACUCUCACUGCGAGCCCACUCAAUUCAGGUGUCCAAAGUGCGACCCACAGAUCAUUCUUAAAAAUACUCUUCUUAAUAAAAAACACUAACGAGUGUAAUGUAACAAGCACAAUUUAAAAUGUUGGUUCUACAUCCAUAUGGCCUCAUUCUUCAUUGUGUCACAUGAAAUGUGACACAUUUGGAAGGUACGCGAUCCACUUUAGCCACCAGACGGUAGUAGAGUUUUGAAUAUCUUAAAAUGUGUUUUGUGGAAAUUCCAACUUUGACCACAGCGUGUUUUCAGCAGAUUGCAUUGCAAAAUGAUUAACCCCCACACUUCCUUCCUCUCGCGUGAGAUCCACCCAGGAAUGGGGCCAUAUGAAUCCCUUCCCUACUGUUCUAUAAUAACACAUAGCUAACAUGCAGGCUGUUUUCUUGUUUUAAAGAAAAAGAAAAAUGAUUGCAUUUAUUUUUAAAAUAAAAAAAUAUAAAUGUUUGGCCCUCCGUGGAAAAAGUUUGGACGCCCUGCAUUAAUGGUUAUCCUGCCUUGGGUGUGGAAAGAGCUAACUACCCACUACGUUGUUACCUGUAGUACUUAAGUUUGAGUUUAUUUCGAACAUGCAUGCAUACAACAUGAUACAUCACAAUUUCCGGUUUUCCAGAGUGUAUUUUGUUGUUUGAUGGAAGUUAAAAUAUGGGAAAUUUACAGGAAGCUAUUUAAAUGGGAGGGCGACGACAGGAAAUCAACUCACGAUUCAAUUUCCAGUUCUUGGGGUGACAAUUCAGUUCAGAAUGGAUUCUCGACUCAAACCGAUUUCUGCAAAAUAUUAUUUGGUUAAAAAAAAAGGAUGAAACCAUUUCAAAACAGGUUACAACAUUUGACGUAUUAGUGCAGUGAGUAAGCACGGAGAUGGCCUUAAAAAUGUUGUUCUGAAAAUUGAUUGAAUACAAUUUUUUAUAUAUACUUUUUUAAUAGAUUUUUGAACAUUUUAAAUUAGAAUAAAUAAGAAUCAUGUUUCUAAUGUGAAUCUGUGAGUUCCCCGAGUAAUUUAUUGGGCGAAAACCGGAUGGUGGACAAGUACGCGUUUGCGCCUCAGACCUUUUUUUUUGGUAUUGGCCUGCAAAACAAUUACUAUUACAAAAUAAUUGCAAAAAAAAAGAAAAGCCAAUCGGCAUAACGAUAUGGGAUAAAAGUUAAACCGUCACCUUUAACACAAAUAUAUAUAUAUAUAUAUAUAUAUAUAUAUAUAUAUAUAUACAUAUAUAUAUCUUGACUAGAAAAGCACUCAGACCUCUGCCAGACCUCCGAAUAGUAAAAAAUCUUGACUCCAGAUGAUGAUCCUAAUCAUCCCCAAAAUGUAAACACUAAGCCACUUUCAUCCAAAUCCACCUAUAAUUUUUGAGCUAUGUUGCUGAAGUAAACGGAGUGAACCCUCUAGUCAGUCAUCCACGCUCUCUGUCACUGUGGGUGUAGGAAGGGAUGCUAGCAUACACAUACAUAGAGAAGUUCAGUAUUGUAACAUAUGUACAGGUAAGGUAACACAGUAGAAAAGAUACAGAUCACCUACAAAGUCGUAUCAGUUGUUCCUUAUCCCAUUUUGGAAAUUUCCUUAACGUUUCAUGAAAAUCUGUGUGUAAGUUUGAGUUAUGUUAUAACUAAGACACCAGCAGAGGUCAAUUAUAUAACUUCUUAGCAUAUCGACAUGGGUUGCUUUUAUCCUGUGUAAAAAAUCAAAACGGCCCCCGUAUCCUUACAUUUUUCAGUAUGACACCCUCAGUGGAAAAAAGUUUGGACAUCCCUGAUCGACUGUCUCCACUUGGCUGCAGUGGUCCAGUUUUCUUGCUGCCCUCAGUGUCCUUUUGGAUAAAAUAAGUCUCCUCUUUGUAAAAAAAUGUGUCAAAUUCUGACCCAUGCAUUCCUUGUGGUUUGGUUUUUGGCAGAGAACCCACUGCCCCAAACCCAGUAGAAUCGGUACUAUGCGGUGGAAAAGUGGAAAUAAUAAGUACAAGACUACUUGAUUUUACACAAAUUGAUUGUCUAUAAAAUGUAGUGUUUGAAAUGAUUUAAAGAAAAUGGAGCAAAGCCAGCAACAUUUUAAUAUGUUCUUACUUGAUGUAUUGUAUACAGUACGUCUGGACCCAGGUACACUAUGGACUGGUCUAGGGGAUUACUUCUUUACUAUUCCUGGUCUGCUUUGACAUCUAAAUGCUGCUAAAAAGGGAGAAAACAAUAAAGUUGUGCCUCAAGGGGGAGUUAAGUUAAUAUUGAGGAUUGAGGGUGUUAUGGAUUUUAAUUGGACCCCACAGGUACUGGCCCAGGUCCACAUUCUUGGAACUGUAUUGCAAAUUAUUGUAACAAAUCAGUUCCAUGUAUUAUGUUAGCUUAGGUCAAAAGUCAAGUUACAGAGUUUUUUUUCACACUUUGAUCAGUAUUUUUGACUUGUUCUGAUUCUGACGGUGAACAACAUUCUAUUGUAUGAAUUCUGACUAUUCUUUAUCUGAACAACUUCAUACCUGAGCCUAUGUUCUUGAGGGUGAAAAGUCAGCGCCACUGGCAACUUUUACAUGUUUCUCCUCCAGUUUUUUUCAAGUUUGCAACUGUUUCUUCCAUACUUUCAUGAUUAUACUGUGACCUCAAAGGGGAACUGCCUUUUUUUUU
This is a messenger RNA of Entelurus aequoreus (snake pipefish), 3986 nucleotides long. RefSeq names its product peroxisomal biogenesis factor 11 alpha (gene pex11a). NCBI's taxonomy places the organism in Eukaryota, Metazoa, Chordata, Actinopteri, Syngnathiformes, Syngnathidae. The transcript has 3 exons. The record is from RefSeq and is a predicted model, not a curated record. Bases 236 to 976 code for a protein of 246 amino acids. Gene Ontology annotation, biological process: peroxisome fission; regulation of peroxisome size. Gene Ontology annotation, cellular component: peroxisomal membrane.